CUCCCAGGUGGGUGGUCCCGGCCCUGCUGACGUCAUGCUGCGUAGGGGACAUCCAGGGCUCCCGGGCGGGAGGGGGGCAGUCAGAGCCUCCGGGCGCAGCUGCCUUCAGCCACACACCGCUCCACAGAGCAGGCGCCGGAUAUUAUUAUUACUAUUAUUACUAUUAUUAUUAUUAUUAUUCUUUUUUGGCAUCCUGUUUUUUCCCCUUGGCACCUCAAGGCAUCCUUCUGCAUGGUGGAUAUUAUCUUCCCACUCUCCUUCCUGGGUGCCAUGGGGGACCCUCCCAAAAGGCGCCGUGCGGUGCCUCGGUGCGUGGGCUGCGGCGGGGAGAUCCUGGACCCGUACAUCCUGCGCGUGGCCCCGGACCUGGAGUGGCACGCGGCCUGCCUCAAGUGCCACGGGUGCAGCCAGGCCCUGGACGAGACCUGCACCUGCUUCGUCAAGGAGGGAAAGACCUACUGCAAGAGGGACUACUUCAGGCUGUUCGGGGCCAAGUGCGGGCAGUGCGGGGGGGGCUUCGGGAGCAGCGACCUGGUGAUGCGGGCGCGGGAGGCGGUCUUCCACCUGGACUGCUUCCGAUGCGCCGCCUGCGGGAGGCAGCUCCUCCCCGGGGACCACUUCGCCCUCCGCGACCACCGCCUCCUCUGCCGCGAGGACCACCAGGCCCAGCACGGCGCAGGCGCAGGAGGAGGAGAAGCUGGGGAAGAGGAGGCCCCGGGAGGAGGAGGAGGAGGAGGAGGAGGAGGAAGCCCCCCGGGGAGCCCCGCCCGGGGCAGGACGCACACAGACACCCCAGUGCGGCACCCCCCGCUGCGCUCGCAGGCGCACAAACCGGCGGAGAAGACCACCCGGGUGCGGACGGUGCUGAACGAGAAGCAGCUGCACACCCUGCGCACCUGCUACGCGGCCAACCCGCGCCCGGACGCCCUGAUGAAGGAGCAGCUGGUGGAGAUGACCGGCCUGAGCCCCCGGGUCAUCCGGGUCUGGUUCCAGAACAAGCGCUGCAAGGACAAGAAGAAGUCCAUCCUCAUGAAGCAGCUCCAGCAGCAGCAGCACAGCGACAAGGCCAGCCUCCAGGGCCUGACGGGGACCCCGCUGGUGGCCGGAAGCCCCAUCCGGCACGAGAGCGCUCUGCAGGGCAACGCGGUGGAGGUCCAGACGUAUCAACCCCCUUGGAAAGCCCUCAGCGACUUCGCCCUCCAGAGCGACUUGGACCAGCCGGCCUUCCAACAAUUGGUCUCGUUUUCAGAAUCGGGCUCCCUGGGAAACUCCUCCGGCAGCGACGUGACCUCCUUGUCCUCCCAGCUCCCCGACACCCCCAACAGCAUGGUUCCCAGCCCCGUGGAGACGUGAAGAAGACGGCUUUUUGCCCCCCACCCUCCCGCGUCCAGCCGCCCUCUCCCCACGGACUUGUGCAUGCUCCUGCUCCCUGCAUGAGAUCCCUGAGCUCCGUGCAAACUCGGCUCUUUAAAUUAUUACCUUUAUUUAAGAACCCG
Anolis carolinensis (green anole) is the source of this 1496-nucleotide messenger RNA. RefSeq names its product ISL LIM homeobox 2 (gene isl2). The record is from RefSeq and is a predicted model, not a curated record. Gene Ontology annotation, biological process: neuron fate specification; axonogenesis; positive regulation of transcription by RNA polymerase II. Gene Ontology annotation, cellular component: nucleus. Bases 232 to 1353 code for a protein of 373 amino acids. The transcript has 6 exons. Gene Ontology annotation, molecular function: cis-regulatory region sequence-specific DNA binding; DNA-binding transcription factor activity, RNA polymerase II-specific. Lineage: Eukaryota; Metazoa; Chordata; Lepidosauria; Squamata; Anolidae.